GCUUUUAUUUUAAAGUUUUCAAAAUUUUCUUUGGUAGGUUUUCAAGCCCACUCACUUGUGCAAUGAUUUCCCCAUCCGCCCUCCUAUUUCAGGUGAACCGUUUGAAGCCAGAACUUAUAACACCGGCGAAGCCAACACCUCAUGAGACAAAGCUACUCUCUAAUAUUGAUGACCAGGAAAGCCUUAGGUUUCAGGUUCCAGUCAUAAUGUCUUACAGGAACAAUAAUCCUUCCUCAAUGAACGCAAAUCGUGAUCCGGUUAAGGUGAUUAGGGAAGGACUAAGUAGGGCAUUAGUGUAUUACUACCCUUUGGCUGGCAGGCUCAGGGAAGGACCUAAUAGGAAGCUUAUGGUGGAGUGCAAUGGAGAAGGUGUCUUGUUCAUAGAGGCUAAUGCUGACGUCACGCUUGCGCAACUCGGGGACGCGAUUGCACCUCCUUCUCCAUUCUUAGAGGAGUUUCUUUAUAAUGUUCCAGGCUCUGAUGGGAUUCUUGGUUGCCCUCUGUUGCUGAUUCAGGUAACCCGUCUUUCAUGUGGAGGUUUUAUACUUGCAUUGCGCCUAAAUCACACAAUGUGUGACGCAGCUGGGCUUCUCCAGUUCUUGAACGCCCUUGGGGAGAUGGCACAAGGCGCACAAGCGCCAUCUACUACACCAGUGUGGGAGCGAGAGCUCUUGGGUGCUCGAGAUCAGCCACGAAUUACGUGUGUGCAUCAUGAAUAUGAAGAAGGGAUUGAUGCUCAAGGCUCAUUACCAAGCACUAACAAGCCAAACAUGGUCCAACGAUCUUUCUAUUUUGGGUCCAAGGAGAUAAAGGCCAUUCGGAAUCAUAUUCCACCGCAGUUAUCAACCUGCACUACAUUUGAUUUGAUAACAGCUUGUUUGUGGAAAUGCCGCACACUUGCACUUAGAAUGAAUCCAAAACAAGUUGUUCGCGUUUCAUGCUUAGUCAGUGCACGCGGUAAGCGCCACAAUGUACGUCUUCCCUUGGGAUAUUAUGGCAAUGCGAUUGCAUUUCCUGCUGCAGUUUCAGAGGCUAAAGAUGUAUGUACAAAUCCAUUGGGAUAUGCUUUGGAGUUGGUAAUGAAGGCAAAAGCUACAGUGAAUGAAGAGUACAUGAGAUCAGUUGCAGAUCUUAUGGAAAUAAAAGGACGAAUACAAAAAUAUCCAUUGACAGGGAACUUCAUAGUUUCUGAUACAACGCGUGCAGGUUUUGGAGAGGUCAGUUUUGGUUGGGGCAAGCCGGUAUUUGGUGGACCUGCUAAGGCCUUGAAUUUGAUUAGCUUCUAUGUUCAACACAAAUGCAACAAUGAGGAGGGGGUAUUGGUACCAAUAUGCUUGCCAUUAUCGGACAUGGAGAGAUUUCAGCAGGAGCUCGAGAGGAUGACUGUGGAGACUGUGCAGACUAUGGAGGAUAUAUAUGACACAAAAUCAGCUAAGAUCGUGUCAAGGAUGUAACAAAUUUUCUCAAAUUUUAGAUUUCUAGUAUGAUGUCAAUGGAUUUCAGAAUGUACCAUAAACAUUAGAUGCAAAGGCUUUUGUGUGUGUAUAUGCAUAGCCGCUUCUCUUUUAUGUGCGACAUGUCAGGUUAUUGUUAUUUUCGUGCA
This is a messenger RNA of Prunus dulcis (almond), 1603 nucleotides long. Its product is annotated as methanol O-anthraniloyltransferase-like. The coding region runs from base 63 to 1454 and encodes 463 amino acids. Gene Ontology annotation, molecular function: acyltransferase activity, transferring groups other than amino-acyl groups. Lineage: Eukaryota; Viridiplantae; Streptophyta; Magnoliopsida; Rosales; Rosaceae. The transcript has 2 exons. The record is from RefSeq and is a predicted model, not a curated record.